Messenger RNA from Episyrphus balteatus (marmalade hoverfly), 1944 nucleotides. Its product is annotated as trimeric intracellular cation channel type 1B.1. The transcript is spliced from 4 exons. Gene Ontology annotation, molecular function: potassium channel activity; identical protein binding. The coding region runs from base 498 to 1328 and encodes 276 amino acids. The record is from RefSeq and is a predicted model, not a curated record. Gene Ontology annotation, cellular component: membrane. Lineage: Eukaryota; Metazoa; Arthropoda; Insecta; Diptera; Syrphidae. Gene Ontology annotation, biological process: potassium ion transmembrane transport.
GUGCAUAGCGCAUAUUCCUCUCUCACCUCUUCUCAUGGGCUUAUGUGUCAUGUGCAUAUGCAAAAAGUAAACAAAACUGCAAGUGCAACCUCUCUUAUCACACUAUCAGCAGUAGCUUUGUUUACUUGCGCGCCUCUUGGCAUCCUUUUCAUUUCAAUUUUAUUAUUUAUUCAACUCAAAUAAAACUGAAAAAGCACCUACAUCGACAUCACCAACCAUGCAUGUGUAAUCUCUCUCAAAACUAUAUAGAAUCAUCAGAAAAAGCUCCAUGUCGGGGUAGAGUGCGCUAAGUGAGCGGUGUGCCAACGGUGCCGACUGCCGCCGCCGAGUCGAUUUUUGCUAAAAUUAAACAUUUGAGGCAAAGACUCGUAGCUGCUUGCAGGGUACUCGGGACAAGUGCUGCCGCUGUUCGUACGUAGCUGGCCAAAAAGAAGUCAUAAUUUAAACGCACAAAAACGAUUUAACGACACACAAAGCUAAAACAUAUCAACGCCAUCAUGGAUCCCGAAGCAUUUUUGGAUAUGGCCAACCAGGUCAUAAAGCUUAAAAUGUUUCCCUAUUUUGAUAUUGCACACAGUUUAUUAGCGGCAUUAGCUGUACGCGAAGAUUUGGGCGCCAAUUCACAAGUAUUCUCAAGGAAACAUCCGCUUGCGUGUUGGUUGUCAACAAUGUUGGUGAUCUUUUCCGGUGGAAUGGUUGCAAAUGGACUCUUAGGUGAGCCAAUUUUGGCGCCACUUAAAAAUACACCACAGCUAUUAGUCGGAACCGCAGUGUGGUAUUUGGUCUUCUAUACUCCAUUUGACAUUGGCUAUAAAGUGGGAAAAUUUCUGCCUAUAAAACUUGUAGCUAGUGCUAUGAAAGAGAUCUACCGGGCUAAAAAGAUAUAUGAUGGAGUUUCACAUGCAGCUAAAUUGUAUCCAAAUGCUUGGAUUAUAAUGAUCAUUAUUGGAACACUAAAAGGAAACGGGGCCGGAUUCACAAAACUUUUGGAGCGUCUUAUUCGAGGCGCUUGGACCCCAACUGCUAUGGAAUUCAUGCAGCCAUCAUUCUACACUAAAGCGUCAGUGGUUGCUUCAAUUAUCUUCGUUUUGGACAAAAAGACCGAUUGGAUCUCAGCGCCUCACGCUUUGGUCUACUUUGGUAUUGUAAUCUUCUUAGUGUACUUCAAGAUGUCAUCGAUUUUGCUAGGAAUCCAUGAUCCUUUCCUGCCAUUUGAAAAUUUGUUGUGUGCUAUCUUCUUCGGAGGCAUUUGGGAUAGUUUGGCAAAGAUUUUGGGUCGCGGCCAAGUAAAGGAGGGAGAUUCUAAAGACGUAAAGAAGACCAAUUAAUUUUAUUACUGACGAUUGAUUUUUUAAAACAAAGUGCAAUUCUUUUUCUUUAUAUUUAAUUUGGUUCUUCUUUAAAUUUAUUUUAUAUAAUUUUAAUAUUUUGUAUGUACAGCGCAGUCCUUGCCAGCUAUUAUAUGUAUUUUGUUUCUAUAUAAAAAAAUUAAGUUACUAGCCCACACAUUUUAUCAUAUCUAGUCAAAAAGUGUCACUCUUACUGCUGGGCAUUUUUAGUGGGUUAAGUGCCGAGCAGCGACAGUGACACUUUUUAUUUUAUUUUAAUGUUCGUAAAAAUUUUGUUUUCAUUAUAAUUGUAUUACUUUUUAUAUUUAUGCGUUUUUUCAAUUAAAUAUUUUAAUUUUUGUUAUUUGUAAAUUUGUACGAUAGUUGAAAAUAUUUCAAUUUGAAUUAAUUAUUAAGUAGCGAAACGAUAUUUUAUGAAUAAGCUCGACGUGUUUUUUUCUUUCGAAAGAUUAAACAACAACAACAAAAAAACAAGAACAAAAAAACAUAUUUUUAUCACACAAAUAUUAUUUUAUUGAUUUAAAAUUAUAUAUUCGAUUGUUUCGAAAAAUUGAUAAUAAAAUCAUGUAAACAAAUUUUUAUUAAAUAAAAAACA